Molecule: messenger RNA, 3407 nt
Organism: Pyricularia oryzae 70-15
Lineage: Eukaryota; Fungi; Ascomycota; Sordariomycetes; Magnaporthales; Pyriculariaceae
Exons: 2
Coding region: 90-3407 (1105 amino acids)
Source: RefSeq, a predicted model, not a curated record
CUUGUCGAUCUUCGUGUUUCUGUGCCUUGACUGAUGUGAAGGUCUAGAUGAAGGUAGAUUGAGCACAAGGAUGGCCCUCCGUCGCCGAAAUGCUUUCUUCCGGUUGUCUCGCGUCGUUGGCUGCUGCCGAGUUUCAAUUCGUCUGCUUGGCAACUGAACCGAGCGAGUUGUCGGGAGGAAUAGCCGCGGCUCUUCCGAUCAAGUUCGUCGUUGGGCCAGCCAUCCCCGUCUUAUGCUUGCUUUCCUUUUCGGCAUGGUCAACUCCGCCGGCCAACGCAACGAUGCAUGACGAGCAUACGCACGUGGGCAGGGCAAAGCAGAGCCGAGCGGCGGCCGCGAGGUUGGAGUGGCAAGAACACCAACAGGACCAGGGGAGACUCUUGACGGGCAAGAAAAGUUCGGGAAGCUUACCGGGCGAGAGACAUCAUCCCGCCACUCGUCAAUCGUUCAACGUGCCACGACAACAGCAGAAGGUCGGCCAAAAUUCAUCGGGCACCACGUCGACCGAGUCUUUGACUCCAUCGAACUCGGCUUCACAAUGGGGUCUGCGACGGCAGGAUGGGGGUUACUGGACAGAAGAGCUGUCGGCGGGGCAGCUCAACGGCUCCCGCUCUGCUUCGGGGGGCCCGGGGCCAGAGAAGAGGCCCGAGAUUGUGCACGCAAGGAUGCUGUGGCUGCCCAAGUACAUGAGGAGGCGUGUGCUCGUCGCUUUCAUCGCGUCUCUGGGUGUGGUAAUUGCCGUGUUGGAAUACAUACUAAGUCUCUCCAACAAACAGAUGGGACUCGGCCCGGUAGACAGCUCAAGGUAUGUAUGGCAGAUGGCACCACCAGCCGUCCUUUUGAUCAUCGCGGGGUUCUGGCAGCGCUUCGAGUAUCAGGCUCGAAGCACCGCGCCUUGGCUACGCAUGCACAAGGGGCCGGCAGAUGCCGAGAGGACGGUGCUGCUGGACUACGUGUCCAUGACUAGACCUGCUGUAGUUUUGCGCGCCAUCCAAAACAAGGACUGGGUCGUGGCGGCAGCAGUAGUCAUGUCGAUGCUGCUGUGGACCGCGAUGAUUGUUUCCACAGGCGCCAUAACGACGGUACUGGCCACCAUGACCAACAGCGACGUCAAUGUCCGGUUAACGAGACAGUUCACGGCAGACGGCGGGGGUCUCGUCCGCAACAACACCCUCUUCACCCCGGCGUCCAAGGCCACCUCCCUGAUCGAAGUCGCUGCGUUUCAGCUAGGCGAGCUUACGACGUACCCCGACGGUGUGACGAAUUGGUUCGCAUACGAGACGUUCAGCACAAGCGACUUGGCACAGGGAGCGCAACUAACGGCUCCGGUCCGCGCAUUGUUCCCCAACCUCACCUGCGAGAAGGCGUCGCUGUCGGUAAACAGCGUCAUGAUGAGCGACCAGGAGCAGGUUGUCAACACGACGUUGAUAGCGCCUGGCUGCGCCGUCGAGCUUACGAUCAAUGGGACCGGGCUAUCGAGCCGAGGGGGAGGGAGUCCUACAUACUUCCUGCGCUCGGGGACAGGUGGCUGUUACGGAUCGACCGCCCCUCAAGACCAGCGUAUAGUCGUCGCGUUCGGCGUGGCAAAUCUCCGCAGCGGCAGCGAUAUCGACUACUACGAACGGUUCGUGUCGUCUACAGCUGCGGUGACUCUGUCUACACCUCUAAUAUGCCAGCCGGGGUAUACGAUGCGAUCCAUAGAUCUGGUCAGAAGCUCCAGCCAAACGGUACGGAUCGAGCUUGGGUCGCCGGGUCCAACAUUGCCGAACCUUCCGGAGGUCCACCCUUGGGAUCUCGCAGCCGGCAUGCUCAGGUCCUACCAGCCGGACGUACCAGAUGUUGCAUACCUCCUCGAUCGGGUAGCCGAGACGGAUAUGUUGGGUUAUCCGGCAUUCCAGCCGGCCCGCGUCAUGAUCGACCCAUGCGUUCACUUUGCCCUUGGCUUCCGGAUGUGGGAGAGUGGCUCACUGGAAGCAGCCGAGGAGUUUUUGGAUUCGGAGAAGCUGGAGAGCAUGAUAGUCAACUACUAUCGUCAUCACGCUUCACUUGUGGCAUAUACACUCCUCCUUCACUCCCCGACUUGGGGCAAUUCGACCGUCACAGGGACCUCCAUCAUCCGAUUCGAGAGGAUAGGUGCCAACGCUGCCGGCGUUCAUUCCGUCGUUUUUUUGGUGGUUGCCUCCAUGCUCGUCGCUACGUUUCUCUUCUUCCCCGUCCCGACCGAGGGCUUCCUGCCGAGGAAUCCGAACACGCUGAUCGAUACAGCCGCGCUCCUAGUGCACAGCAAGGUACUUUUGCACAAUGUCCGCGGGGCCGGCGGCGCCGACAGCAAGACUCUGUACAAGAGGCUGUCCAUGGCUUACUUUUACACGGGCAUCGAGGCCUACGAGCGAGACUUUGUGUCCGAAAACGAGGGAUACUUCAAGGUUUUCGGCGGCCCGCUGCCCCCGACCACGCGCGCGCCCGAGUACUUUGAGCCUCGGGGAGGGUCUUGGUCGCCACCCAGAGGGCUUUCCAGCAUCUACCGCGCGCUGAGCCUGUCGCUCACGCUGACGUUUAUCGUGUCGCUCGAGGUCAUGUUCAGGGUAUCCUCGACCAACGGCGGCCUGUCUGCAAUGGGCGACGACUCCUGGACCCAGCUCAUCUGGACCGUGCUGCCAGCAUCCGUGGCGGCCUGCCUGACCUGCCACGUUGGGGUGGUGGACGAGGCCAUGCGCGCACUGGCGCCAUUCAUGGAGCUGACCUGGGGCAGGGGCACUUUCAGGACCAUGAAGGACAGCUACAUGGACGGGUCCACUCCACGCGUCUUGUACCACGCCAUCGUUGGCCGCAACCUCCCCGUCCUCCUGUCGACCCUGUCGUGGAUCAUGGCGGCCUUCAUCCCCGUCGUCGUCGCAGCCACCUUUGACACGAGGGCCGUGGCGCUGCAGGCGGCGGACCCGACGCAGCAGAACCAGCGCCGACUCCGGCAGGACGAGGCGGCAACGCGGCUCCUGCAGGUCCUGCUCGCGCUCGUCUUUGUCGGCAGCGCGGGGCUUUGGUUCCUGACCCCACGCCGCAGGAUCGGGAUCCUUCCGCGGCUGCACUCCGAGUCGCCCCUGAGUAUCGCCAGUGUCGCGGCAGUGCUGGCCGACGGUAAUGUGGUCGGGAUGCUGGGCCGCGGCGCCGAGUGGAAGACGCUGAAGGAGCUCGAGCUCAUGUUCAGGGACGGGCUGCACGUCACGAUGCGGUUCCGGCUCGGGUGGGACGAGGCCCGGGGCAGGACCAAGAGGAAGCAGGACGCUUUUGGCAUAUCGGCCAUCCGCACGGGCGGUUGGGGCGGUGGGGAGAGUGUCGGGCUGGGAAUGCAGGCCAGAGUUGGGUAUUGGCAAAGGGGGUUUGUGAGAGAUUGGGGCUGGAGGCCCUGA